AUGUCCGCAAAUGUUUACACCGAAGAAACGGAAUCGCAACCGUCAAUUUACCGCUCAUACUUGCGUUUGGCCCCCACCCAGCAGAGGACCGUACGUGCGUUGGUCAGGAGUGGGAGUAAGUCGUCUUCAUACUACACAUUGUUCGACGAAGACGCAAUAUUAGCAGCAGAAAUAGUGUACUCUUCACACUCUGUAUUAAAAACGUCUCCAUUGAUUGCCCAUCCAAAGGAUUUGGACAAGAAAGUGUGUGUCCAGUACUUGCCGCUGUCCGAGCAGAUUUUUUCCUCUUUGCUACAGACUCUAAUUCUAAAUAAAAACUACAAGGUGGAAAUCCAUACAGUAGAGGAUGGGAAAAAUAGCACAUGGAAAUUAUUGAGAUCGGCAUCCCCGGGCCAUUUGGAUGAGAUCGAAGACUUAAUUUUUGCAUCGUCGUCGAUCAUUGGUGCACUGAAGCUGAUUUCUUCUGCGAAGGAAGGUAAAAAAGUCGGAUUGGCAUUUUAUGAUCCAAAUUUGAAAUUCCUGGGUCUUUCGGAGUACCCGGACACGGAUUUGUUUUCGAAUACUGAAUCGAUUUUGAUCCAGCUCGGUAUCAAAGAGUGCAUAAUCCAAUCUUCUCCAAAUCAAACGGCAUCGAAAGAUCCUGAUUUUGCAAGAUUGACUCAGACGAUAGAUAGAUGUGAUAUCCUAAUCACCCAGCUGCCAUCGUCGUCUUUCAACUCUAACAAUUCUGACCAGGACUUGGUAACACUUACCAACAACGAGCAUAUUCUAGCCACCUCCGAGCUUGCAUCAAUGACGACAGCUUUGGCAUCGUCUAAUGCGCUAAUACUAUACUUGGGUCUCUUGGGAAACGAUUCCAUCAGGGGUUCCAUUAGUGUGGGCAAAUAUGAUCUUGACAAAUACAUGAGAUUGGAUGCUGCUGCUGUACGUGCGUUGAACUUGUUCCCAAGCGGUCUAGAAAACACAUCUACGGUUGUCAAUACCACCGGCAUCUCUUCUGCACCUACGUCGAUUUUCCAACUUCUCAACCACUGUAAAACGUCUGGAGGUUCUAGGCUAUUGUCACAGUGGAUAAAGCAGCCUCUAGUAGAUGUCAAAGAGAUUGAUGAUCGCCACCUUCUUGUCGAAUGGUUUGUUCAGAACCCAGGAUUGCUCGGCAAUAUCAGAAGCAACUUUUUGACGCAUGUUCCCGAUGUCUCGAGAUUGUUGAGAAAGCUUUCGGGGAAAAGAUAUUCAGGCCUCGAUGAAGUUGUGCGUUUGUAUCAAUUGGUUAAGAAGUUAGAUGAAGGUUGCACCAUUCUGUUGGAAGGGCUCGAGGAGCUACAAACAGCUGACGAAGACAAGAAAAAGAGGGUAUCAGAACUAGUCAACUUUUUUUGGUUAGAUGGAUUGUACGAGCACAUGAAGGUUUUGGGUAAGUUUGCAGAUAUGGUGGAGCAAACUGUAGAUUUGGAUUCCCUUGCGAAUGCCACGUCUGCAGCGUCUGCUUCCUCCUUGAUCCAGAUCAAUCCACAAUACGACAAAAGACUUAUGGAACUGCAGGAAGAGCGUGAAAAGAUCGAGCAAGAAAUGCAUGUUUUACACGAGAAUGCAGCUAUUGAUUUGGGUAUGGAACUAGACAAAAAGCUCAAGCUGGAGCAGAACGUCAACCACGGUUGGUGUUUCAGACUCACGAGGAACGAUGCAGGGGUUCUACGUGGGAAAUCGAGCUCAUCAAAGAGCAAGAAUCCUUCGUCGUCACAAUAUCAAGAGCUACAGACAGUCAAGGCCGGGGUCUUUUUCACUACCGUGGAGCUCUCGUCGCUGUCUUCUGAGUUUACGAGGAUCAUGAAUGCGUAUGCAUCCCAACAGUCUGCGAUUGUCUCCGAGAUUCGGUCGAUCACUGCUACGUACAUUCCAAUAUUCACCAAGCUCUCGACAGUGCUCGACAAGCUUGACGUGAUCUCCUCCUUUGCUGUGGUUGCCACGUGUGCUCCCGUGGAGUACAUCAAGCCGGCGAAGGUUUGGGGCCUCGAGGAGCAGGGGAGACAGAUGCGGAUAUCGCAGGGGAGACACCCGUGCUUGGAGGUGACCGAGGGUAUUUCGUUCAUUCCAAACGACUACGUUUUGGGUCCAGCUCAGGAGAAGGGGAAGGAUUUCUACCUGAUCACGGGGCCGAAUAUGGGCGGAAAGUCGACAUACAUCCGGACGCUUGGAGUUGUCUGUUUGAUGAACCAGAUCGGUAGCUUUGUACCGUGCUCGGAGUCCUCUGAACUAGCCAUUGUCGAUGCGAUCCACGCCCGGGUCGGGGCGUCGGACUCGCAGUUGAAGGGUGUCUCGACCUUCAUGGCGGAGAUGCUCGAGAUGUCGUCGAUCAUAGCGUCUGCACACAAGGGCAGUCUUGUCAUCGUCGACGAGUUGGGCCGGGGCACGAGCACGUACGACGGCUUUGGGCUUGCGUGGGCAAUCAGCGAGCACCUGGCGAAGAGCAUCAAGUCGUGGACGCUCUUUGCGACGCACUUCCACGAGCUGACUGCUCUGGCGAACGAGUAUGAGAACGUCGGCAACCUCCACGUCAUUGCGCACGUCGACGAGGCCGCCCCAGAGAAGGACGCCCGCGAGACAGAGGACAACGUCACGUUGUUGUACAAGGUCGAGCCUGGCAUCAGCGACCAGUCCUUCGGCAUCCACGUUGCCGAGCUUGUCAAGUUCCCACAGAAGAUCAUCAACAUGGCCAAGCGCAAGGCGUACGAGCUCGACGAGGACGCCGGCGACCAAGCUGCCGACGCGGCUAAAAGGCCCCGCUACAGCAAGGAGGAGUACGCACAGGGAAAGGAGCUGCUCAAGAAGAUUCUCAAGGAGUGGAAGAAGCAGGUGCUUGACGCCGGCGGUCUUGAGAGCGUCGACAGCGCCGCCGCCGUGCGCAUACUCCACGACCUCACCACUACGGGCGAGUACGCCGCCGCAGUUGCUGCCAGCGAUGUUCUCCGCGACACCAUGCGUCUCUGA
Messenger RNA from Pichia membranifaciens NRRL Y-2026, 2988 nucleotides. RefSeq lists its product as hypothetical. The record is from RefSeq and is a predicted model, not a curated record. Gene Ontology annotation, cellular component: nucleus; MutSalpha complex. Gene Ontology annotation, molecular function: ATP-dependent DNA damage sensor activity; ATP binding; mismatched DNA binding. Gene Ontology annotation, biological process: mitotic recombination; mismatch repair. The transcript is spliced from 3 exons. NCBI's taxonomy places the organism in Eukaryota, Fungi, Ascomycota, Pichiomycetes, Pichiales, Pichiaceae. Bases 1 to 2988 code for a protein of 995 amino acids.